Molecule: messenger RNA, 1359 nt
Organism: Schistosoma bovis
Lineage: Eukaryota; Metazoa; Platyhelminthes; Trematoda; Strigeidida; Schistosomatidae
Source: the annotation of a GenBank genome assembly
UACUAUAAUACUAUGAAAGUAUUUUGCUUAAAGAGGGGAAGCUCACCUUUUAAAUCGAGGAGUUUUGUUAUUACAAUUACUGGUUUAAUUAUCACUGUAUUUAUCUAUUUGUUAUCCAUGACAGUGCUAACAAAAGAUAUAAAAAAUACUCAAAAUCUUCAGAAAGUAACCAAAAAUAAUAAAAUUCAUAUAGUUUCACUGAUUGAAGGUGAUAAAGACUUCAAUUAUAUAAAUGUACUGAUCAAAUCUAUACUGUAUCACCAAAAACGUUUUCAUUGUCAAAAUAACAAAUGUUGUCUAGGUGACUUGUGCAAACGAAGCAAGACUGGAAACUUUCCAUGUUCAUAUAAGAAAAUACUGAAGACCGAUUGUUCGAUAACUUUCCAUUUUAUUACUGAUAAACCCACACGACUGAAAUUUCAAAAAAUGGAACAAAGUUGGCAAUUGAUAAAUGUGAAAUUCCAAUUUUACGAAUACCAACAUUAUUUGGAUAAAAUUGACGGGGUUCUAUCAAAACGUUCUUCAGGUAUUAAAUCUUGUUUAAAAUUAUUAUUACCCGAAAUUCUUCCGAAAAGUGUCAAACAGGUCAUCGUUCUUGAUACAUGUUUGCUGUUAAAUACAGACAUCAAUGAAUUGUGGGAUCAUUUCAGAUAUUUUAAAUCUUCUCAUAUUUUAGGAGUGACAAUGGAACAAAAUCCCGAGUUUGAGGUUGUCAUGAAGAGUCUAAUUAGAGGCUGGAGAGGUUAUGGAUAUAAUAGCGGAGUUGUUUUAAUGGACUUAGCUAAAUUACGUUCAGCAGCAUGGAACCAUUUAUGGAUGAGUGCUAUUAAAUUUGUUAUGAAGGCAACGCGUUAUUUGUCAGCUGGGGAACAAGGUGUUAUAAAUUUAAUCAUGUUUAGAAACAAUGAGACAUUUUACAAAAUACCAUGUGAAUGGAACAUACAACUCAGUUCAGGUGUUGAUGUACACAGAUGUCCAGUUAGUUGGUUGGCUGAAAAGUCUCUGUUAAACAACAGGGAUUUAAUGCAUGGGAAACAACCUAAAAUUGUGUACUUAAACCAUCAAGUAAAACCGGAAUAUCUGGACUUGGAAAAUAUAUUAAAUGUUGAUACCAAUGUAACACUUACGAAUUAUAAUGCUAACUUACUCUACAUGGUGUAUCUUAAAGAAUAUUUUAAAUAUCGACAUAUCAGUCAAAAAUGUUUCUAUUAAACCCGGAAAAAUGCACUACAUUUACUGGAAGGCAUUUUCUGUUGUUACAGUUAUAUUUGUAUAACCUUUAUAUGAAGCUGAUAUGUACACAUAUAUCCAAGUUGAAAAAAAUUUCAUUAUCAAAUAAAUGAAUCAUUGUAAAUCCAA